Messenger RNA from Lates calcarifer (barramundi perch), 3545 nucleotides. Its product is annotated as titin. The record is from RefSeq and is a predicted model, not a curated record. Gene Ontology annotation, biological process: synapse organization; homophilic cell-cell adhesion. The coding region runs from base 99 to 2468 and encodes 789 amino acids. Gene Ontology annotation, cellular component: neuronal cell body; axon; plasma membrane. The transcript has 3 exons. Gene Ontology annotation, molecular function: axon guidance receptor activity. Lineage: Eukaryota; Metazoa; Chordata; Actinopteri; Centropomidae.
CACCCCUAAAUAUCCAAGCCAAGCCAGAGGCCGAGAUCAAGUGGUUCCAUAAUGGAACUGAAAUCUCUGAGAGCAGCGAGAAAUACAUUUUCAUCAACAUGAGUGGUGUCUUGUCUAUCACUAUCCUGGACUGCCAAGAAGAGGACAGUGGCACAUACCGCUGUGUAUGCUCUAAUUCCAAGGGAGAAGCAUCAGACUAUGCCACCCUGGAUGUGUCAGGUGGUGGCUACACCACCUUCUCCUCUCGCCGCAGGGAUGAAGAGGCUCCCAGAGCAUAUGUCCCUGAAGUAACUCGCAUUGACCACUAUCACACCACUCACUUCAAAGCUGGCUAUGCCUCCGAGACCCACUUUGAGGUGGAGGAGAGCAAGUCUAAGCUAACCGAGACCCAUGAGACUGUCACACGAGAAAGAUAUGCUGCCUCCUCUGAGAGAUAUUCCUCUGCUGAGAGGUAUGACUCAUCUAUCAAGUACGCCUCUGCUGAAUACCUGUCAUCCGACUCCUCUUUCUCAUCAGAAAAAUUCUCUUUAACUGGGAAGCACACCACAUCCGAGGCCAAACUUAAGUCAUCCUCUGCUGCUGUUGCUGAGGAAGUUUCUGUCCAAAAGGUGAAGCCUUCUCUUCCAGCCAGAAUCCUCACCAAGCCCCAGUCUGUGACCAUUGCAGAGGGAGAGACAGCCAGAUUCUCCUGUGAUAUUGAUGGGGAUCCUGCCCCAACAGUAACAUGGAUGUAUGAGAACAGAACUAUUGUCUCAUCUUUCCGUAUCCAGGUUUCCACAACUCAGUACAAGUCCAGCCUGGAGAUCUCCUCUGUGAAGGCCUCAGAUGAGGGCAGCUACACAGUCGUGGUAGAGAACUCAGCGGGCAGACAGGAGGCUCACUUCACUUUAACUAUCCGCAGACCAGCUCCAAAAGAAGAGGUUAAAGCCGUGAAAUCCCCAGAGCCAUCUGUAAAGUCACCCACUCCAAGUGUAAAGUCACCAGAGCCUUCAGUCACAUCACCUGUUCCCUCCAUAACUUCCCCUGUCCCCAGUGUUAAGUCCCCUGAACCAAGUGUAACAUCUCCUGCACCGAGUGUGAAGUCACCCACACCAAGUGUUAAGUCUCCUGAACCAGAGGGAAUUAAAUCUCCUAGGAGUGUCAAGUCUCCCGAGCCAUCUGCACCCUCUCCAGCACCCAGCUUAAAAUCACCAGCUCCAGGUGUCAAAUCUCCUGAACCUGAGGGAGUUAAGUCUCCACGGGGUAUAAAGUCUCCAGAACCCAGACUCAAAUCACCACCACCAACUAAGUCACCUGAACCUGAGGAGGUAAAAUCUCCUCGGGGUAUCAAAUCCCCAGAACCUGCAGGACUCAAAACACCAAAAGGUGUAAAGUCCCCAGAACCUGCUGGAAUCAAAACGCCAAAAGGCAUCAAGUCCCCAGAACCUUCAGGUAUCAAAUCGCCCAGGGCCUUGAAGUCCCCUGAGCCUGAGGGAAUCAAAUCACCUCCCAGGAUGAAGUCUCCUCCUCCAAGCCUGUCCCCAAAGAGGGUUGUGUCUCCACCCACUGUCAAAUCCCCAGUCCCGAAACCUCCCAAGGUCCUGAGUCAACUAACAGCUGAGGCCUGCGAGGGCUCAGUGAGGAUGUCCUGUGUCUGCGAGAGCAGCGUCAGGGAGGUUGUGUGGUACAUCAACGGGAGGAGACUGUCGAAGAGCAGCCGCUUUGAGAUGCACUACUCUGAGGGCUCCUGCAGCCUUCUAAUCCAUGAUCUGGCAGACAGCGAUCAGGGAGAAUACACCUGUGAGAUGACAUCAGAGGGAGGAGUAUCCAAAUCCUCCUUCUCCUUCACCGGACAGGUGUUCCAGUCCAUACGCAUGAAGAUCACAGCCUACCGUGAGCAGCAACUGGCACUUAAAGGAUCAAUGAAGAUGAGUCACAAGGAGUCCUCAUCAUCCAUGAUGAUGAAGAAAGAAGUCCAUGCAAUGGAGGAGUCAUCCUCCUUUUCUUCCUCCGCCCAGCAGGCAAUGAUGUCAUCCAUGAUGGAGUCCAGCUCCUUCAGCAGCAUGGCAGCUGAGAUGAAGUUUGAGACCAUGUCCAUGUCCAGCAUGUCCUCAAUGACAUCUGAGACAUAUGCAAUGAGCUCCAGCAGCCUCACCGAGAUGGCCUCCCACAUGGAGGGAUCCUCAUUCAGAGCAAUCAGUUGUGCUCCCAGGAUCGAGGCUCUGCCGGAGGACAUCAGCAUUGAGACUGGCAAAGUCCUGACAGUUGCCUGUGCCUUCUCCGGCGAUGCCAAACACAUCGAGUGGUCUCGCGGUGGCAAAACCAUCGAGGUAACAGCUGGUGGACGCUUCCACAUAGAGACCACAGAGGACCUGACCACCCUCAUCAUCACCGGAGUUAAGGCGGAAGAUGCUGGAACCUACACCCUCAAACUGUCCAACGAGCUUGGAUCUGACACAGCGACUGUUCACAUUAGUAUUCGAUCAUAGGCAAUAGUGUAAAAAAAAAAAAAAUCUAAUCUUCCCCUUUUCCCUACUUCCAUGCCUUUUUAUUUAUUAAUUGAGCGAAAUAAUCUACUUUAUAAAGAUCUGGAUUUCUGUUCUUGUAAAUAUGAACUAUUUUUGUACCAAUCUUGACAUUAAUUUAUGCCAAACUAGACUCAAGUCUAAAGUUGUUAUAAAAUGUGCCAUAUUGGAUAACUAUGACUUAGGAUUUUUGAUCCAUUUUUCUGUGACAUGUACAUAAUGUAUAUAGCCGAAUUUAACGGUUAUGGGAAAUGUAUGCAUUGUUAUUUAUGACAAUAAUAUUAACUGAAACAAAAUGAAACUAAAUGUGGUUUAACAGGAGAAAGUUUCACCCAGGAACGAAUACCCUGUUAAACUGAGAAACUAAACUCUGUGCCUCAACGAUAAGUUGAAGUCUUAAGAUUGCCUCAACAGGUAGAGAGGCUCCCUGUUGAUGUUAACUCAAUCAGAGACAAAACUAUGAAUGCACUGCUGGAGCGUGAGAGCAGUGCUGUUGCAUUGUACCAAGAGUGUGAGAUCCUGAGUGCUGUUUGCAUUUACCCUCAUGUAAGCAGGACGACUGGACCUCGUGCUCUGACUGAUUAUGUCAUACCGCCAUUUUGAUGACAUGCUCACAGUGCGAGCGGCCCUGCACUCCCUGAGCACAAAUGUUUCUUUUUUGUUUUGUGCUCUGCUUCUGGCAAACGACUACUCGCUCGGGCUCCACAUUCGUACCAUCAACCUGGCCAAUCACAUUAAAUAAAGAGUCCAUCCUGUGCUUGUUUGCAGAGGCAGAGCUGUCUCUUGGAGGUCUGCAGUGUGUUUGUGUGUUAGUUUUUAGAAGUUCACCUGUCAGUCAAGCUGGGCACCGCCAAGCAGAUGUACCGCAGCCGAAACCAACCGUUGCUGCGCUCACUGAGAACAAGAUGAGGCGUGGUCUUGCGUGUUGCCCCGCACUUUGGUUUGAUUGAAGUUAGAGUUGUAGCAUUGACUAUUUUUCGCAGCCUCCUUGAGUUUUUCUCCAAUUAUUGAUUUAAUAAAGCAUGAUUCUCAGCACUACAA